AUGUCGCAGGGUAGCAGUCAUUCCGUCGUGCUGCACGUCUACGAUCUCUCGCACGGCUUGGCGCGUCAGCUGUCGCAGACCCUUCUGGGGACGGCGAUUGACGCGGUGUACCACACGGGCGUGGUGGCGUACGGCACCGAGUACUGGUUCGGCGCGGGCAUCCAGCGCGGCGUGCCCGGCCGCACCGACUUCGGACCGCCCAUGGAGGCAAUCCGACUAGGGUGCACGGAGAUCCCGCGCGACCUCUUCGAGCAGUUUCUGGCUGACGUCAGCGCCAACUACAGCCCGCAUCGGUACAGCCUGCUGUCGCACAACUGCAACCACUUCAGCGACGAGGUCGCGCACUUCCUGCUGGGCCGCGGCAUUCCCACGCGCAUCCUCGACCUCCCCCGCCACGUCCUCAGCAGCCCGCAGGGCGCCCUGCUCGUACUCACACCCUGCCUGCUGGCACCCCCCCAUCCCCAUCCCCAUCCUUUUGUUCCUGCUUGCGCUGCUCCCUCCGCAGCGCCGCUGCUACAGCAGCUGGAGACCACUCUCAAGUACGGCGCCGCGCCUCGUGCGCCCUUCCCCGCGCCCUCCCCCAUCAGCGCGUCCCCCAGCUACAGCAUUCCCGCACAGCUGCUACACCCUCCACCCACCUCUGUUCCCGCACCCACUGCGCCAGACGCUGCCUUGAAUUCAAGCAGCGCGUUGCCAGCAGUAGCAGCAGCAGCAACGCCCGCAGCAGCAUCAGCAGCAGGCAGUGCAGAGGCGCGGGCAAAGGAGGCAGUGCAUGCGGAGAUCAGGCGUGAGUUUGCAGCGCUCAUGGCAGCGGGCGGGCUGGCUGCCAGCGAGGCUGCUGCUGCUGCCGUCAGGCGAGUCGUGGCCCGCCAUGGCCUCACUGCUGCUGCUGCUGCUCCCUAG
This is a messenger RNA of Closterium sp. Naga37s-1, 903 nucleotides long. The record is from the annotation of a GenBank genome assembly. NCBI's taxonomy places the organism in Eukaryota, Viridiplantae, Streptophyta, Zygnematophyceae, Desmidiales, Closteriaceae.